Messenger RNA from Zalophus californianus (California sea lion), 656 nucleotides. RefSeq names its product jupiter microtubule associated homolog 1-like. Lineage: Eukaryota; Metazoa; Chordata; Mammalia; Carnivora; Otariidae. Gene Ontology annotation, cellular component: nucleus. Bases 99 to 611 code for a protein of 170 amino acids. The record is from RefSeq and is a predicted model, not a curated record. The transcript has a single exon.
CAGUCGCUGGCAGUCGGGUGGGGAGCACCUGUGUGCCCCUCGGACCUGACCCUUUCAGCACUCUGCUCCCGCUCCAGCCUACCUCGCUCUUCGGCACCAUGACCACCACCACCACCUUCAAGGGAGUCGAUCCCAACAGCAGGAAUAGCUCCCGGGUUUUGGGGCCUCCAGGCGGUGGAUCCAAUUUUUCAUUAGGCUUUGAUGAACCAGCAGAACAGCCUGUGAGGAGACACAAAAUGGCGUCUAGCAUCUUUGGGACACCUGAGGAAAAUCCUCCUUCAUGGGCCAAGUCAGCAGGUGCCAACUCUAGUGGUGGCAGAGAAGAUUCUGAGUCAUCUGGACCCCAGAGAAGGAACUCUUCUGAAGCAAAUGCUGGAGACUUCUUAGAUCUGAAGGUGACAUUCAUGAAAACGUGGACACAGACUUGCAGGCCAGCCUGGGGCAGAGUGAGGAGAAGCCCGUGCCCGCUGCCCCUGUGCCCAGCCCAGUGGCUCCAGCCCCGGUGCCAUCCUGAAGAAACCCCCCUGGUGGCAAGUCCAGCCUCGUCCUGGGUUAGCUCCGAUUCUCUUGAACUCUGUCGUUUUGUUUGUUUGUUUUCUCCAUGCUUGUGAACUGCACAACUUGAGCCUGAUUGUACAACUUUUGGAUUUGUUUCA